Urocitellus parryii (Arctic ground squirrel) is the source of this 1558-nucleotide messenger RNA. It is a transcript of the gene Nuf2, whose product is annotated as NUF2 component of NDC80 kinetochore complex. Lineage: Eukaryota; Metazoa; Chordata; Mammalia; Rodentia; Sciuridae. Gene Ontology annotation, biological process: kinetochore organization; mitotic spindle organization; attachment of mitotic spindle microtubules to kinetochore. The record is from RefSeq and is a predicted model, not a curated record. Gene Ontology annotation, cellular component: Ndc80 complex; kinetochore. Gene Ontology annotation, molecular function: protein-containing complex binding.
GCAACGGUCGGCGCCGGCUGGGGAGGCCGACGCCGCCGUUCCGCGCGAGGGCCCUUUCUUGGCGGCCGUGUGUGUAGACUACAAGUCCCAAGAUGGAAACUUUGUCUUUUCCCAGAUAUAAAGUUGCUGAGAUUGUGGUUCAUAUUCGCAAUAAGUUCUUAACAGGAGCGGAUGGAAAAAACCUCUCCAAGAAUGACCUUUAUCCAAAUCCAAAGCCUGAAGUCUUGUAUAUGAUCUACAUGAGGGCCUUACAGAUAGUCUAUGGCAUUCGAUUGGAGCAUUUUUACAUGAUGCCCGUGAACACUGAAGUUAUGUAUCCACAUAUAAUGGAAGGCUUUUUACCAGUUAGCAACUUAUUCAUUCAUCUGGAUUCAUUUCUGCCCAUCUGCCGGGUGAAUGACUUUGAGAUUGCUGAUAUUCUGUAUCCAAAAGCAAAACGGACGAGUCGGUUUUUAAGUGGCAUUAUCAACUUUAUUCACUUCAGAGAAGCAUGCCGUGAGACUUACAUGGAAUUUCUUUGGCAAUAUAAAUCCUCUGUGGACAAAAUGCAACAGCUGAGCAUCGCACACCAGGAGGCGCUGCUGAAAAUGGAGAGGCUCGAUUCUGUUCCAGUUGAAGAGCAAGAAGAAUUCAAGCAACUUACUGAUGAUAUUCAGGAGCUACAGCAAUCAUUGAAUCAGGAAUUUCGUCAAAAAACGAUAGUGCUGCAGGAGGGAAGUUCCCACAAGAAAUCAGAUAUCUCAGAGAAGACCAAACGAUUGAAUGAACUAAAAUUGUCAGUGGUUUCUUUGAAAGAAGUACAAGAAAGUUUAAAAACUAAAAUUGUGGAUUCUCCAGAGAAGGUAAAAAAUUAUAAAGAAAAAAUGAAAGAUACAGUCCAGAAACUUAAGAAUUCCAGGCAAGAAGUGAUGGAGAAGUAUGAAAUCUAUAGAGACUCAGUAGACUGCCUGCCUUCAUGCCAGCUGGAGGUGCAGUUGUAUCAGAAGAAAAUACAGGAACUUGCAGACAAUAAGGACAAGCUGACCAGUGCCUUGAAGGAGAGUCGGAACUUAGAGGACCAAAUUGAGAAUGAUGAAUCUGAACUAAAGAAAUUGAAGACUGAAGAAAAUUCACUCAGAAGACUGCUGAUUGUGAAGAAGGAAAAACUGGCCACGGCACAGUUCAAAAUAAAUAAGAAACAUGAGGACAUCAAACAAUACAAACGAGCAGUAAUUGAGGAUUGCAAUAAAGUCCAAGAAAAAAGAAGUGCUGUCUGUGAGCAAUUAACCACAAUUAAUCAAGAAAUCCAAGAGAUUAAAUCUGGAAUUCAGCAAAUAAAAGAUGCCACCGAAAGGGAGAAACUGAAGUCCCAUGAAAUAUCCCUCAACUUGAGGACUACCUUGGACAAGUACCAUAAAGGCAUUGAGAAGGCAGCAGAGGAGUGCUAUGCAAGAAUAGAAGAGAGGGCCACGGAGCUAAAGGGGAGAAUGUUCCGAAUGUCCACCUGACUGCGCAGCUGCCCCUUGUAGAUGGCUUGCCAUCUUUUAAUUUCUUCGAAGGGUGUAGUUAAGUUGAAACU